AUGUUGUCGAACACGAAGUGCGGGUUUUUCCUUUCUUGUUUACAGUUUGCUAUACUCAAUAGUUUGUAUAGUGAGGUGAUUUUAAAGCCUAAACAGGUAAUUUGCCUCGAAAAGAUCUUUCUGAAUUUGGAUAUUCUUGCCAUACUGCCGACUGGAUAUGGUAAAUCGUUGAUUUUUUGCCUGAUUCCUGCUUUGUUAUUUGCCAAGAAGAACGGGGUCAAAUUCAGUGGAAGAAUAUCAUCUAUUGUGAUUGUUGUUUCACCGUUAAAUGCGCUGAUAGAAAACCAGAUAUCACGGUUAAGCUCUGGUGUAAUUCGAGCAUCUGCGUUGAAUGUAAAGAGUAGUAGAAAAGACGUUGUUGAUGACAGUGAACCCGAGUCAAUUUGCGAUUUUAGCUUGAGCGACAAAGAGAAAUUGGAAACCGGAUACUACAACAUUGUGUUUGCGCAUCCAGAGUCUUUAGUGUCCUGUACCUAUGGAAGAAAAUUGAUGCAUACCAACCCAUACCAAGAAAACGUUUGUGCCAUUGUGGUAGAUGAAGCUCAUUGCAUUUUAGAUUGGUGAGUUAAUAUCUUGUGAUAUUGUAUAUUAUUUUGUAUGGGUUGAUUUCACUGGUUACAUUGUGCACGAAGGUUAAUGUAUUAGCAGUAUAAAUACGAUGUCCUGCUGGUUAAAACCCUAGAUUACAAUUCUUUAUUACAAAGAAGUUUCGAUAAUUUAAUAUUUGCAUUGUCAUUUUAUAGGGGUAAAGAUUUCCGAGUUGACUACAGCAAUUUGGCAGUGUUAUGUGCUACAUUCUCAAAUGUACCUGUCAUAGCCAUGACUGCGACAGCUACCAAAAGUGACAGGGAAGAAAUAAAGAUAUUGUUGGACAUAAAAGAGUGUGGUGAAGUUGUUGGCAAUCCUGAUCGGAAAAACAUAACAUACGAGAAACACUUUAGAGUUGGUUCAGAUGCAGAUUCUCUUAUGAGGAUUCUUACCCCUAUGGCACAAGGCUUGCUUCAGGAAAAUGUAUGUUAUCCUUUGACAAUUGUAUACAUUCCACUCAAAUGGUGUGGAUAUGCAUAUAAUAUUUUUGAAUCUGUUUUGGGAAGAAAUCAAUAUUACCCUAAAGGAUCUAUGCCGAUAGCAGAAAACCGAUUAUUUGCCCAAUUCCACUCACCCCAGACCACAGAAAUGAAAGAUGCUAUCCUAAAACAGCUGUGCUCUCCUCAAAGCAUAGUUAGAGUUGUUUUUGCUACGGUGGCCCUUGGAAUGGGCAUUGAUAUUCGAGGUAUACGAUGUAUUGUGCAUAUCACCCCACCAUAUACUAUCCAAGCAUACUUCCAGGAAACCGGUAGAGCUGGGAGGGAUGGGCAACCUGCGAUUGCUGUGCUGUACUAUAACAAUCGGGACAUAGCAAAAAACAAACCUGGGAUGCAAGAAGCUGUCAGGCAUUUUUGCAAAAGUGAGGGUGAAUGUCUUAGACAUAUUUUGUUGUCUUUACUGGACACAGACAAAAAAUAUUUUGAACUUGUCUCUCCAAAACACCUUUGUUGUGGUGUUGGAAAGUUAGAGUGUGACUGCUGCUCUUGCACUGAAUAGUACACUGUCUGGGAACACUAAAGCCUGGUUCACAUAUGCCUGUGCUAUCAUUGUUUACAGCUGUUGAUGCAUACAUUCUUUUGUGAAUUAUUUUAUCAAACUUGCUAACGACAAUAGCUUGCUGACACACUGCAGGU
This is a messenger RNA of Paramuricea clavata, 1721 nucleotides long. Lineage: Eukaryota; Metazoa; Cnidaria; Anthozoa; Malacalcyonacea; Plexauridae. The record is from the annotation of a GenBank genome assembly.